Drechmeria coniospora is the source of this 690-nucleotide messenger RNA. RefSeq names its product putative translation initiation factor 4e protein. Gene Ontology annotation, molecular function: RNA 7-methylguanosine cap binding; translation initiation factor activity. The transcript has 2 exons. Bases 1 to 690 code for a protein of 229 amino acids. Lineage: Eukaryota; Fungi; Ascomycota; Sordariomycetes; Hypocreales; Ophiocordycipitaceae. Gene Ontology annotation, cellular component: eukaryotic translation initiation factor 4F complex. Gene Ontology annotation, biological process: translational initiation. The record is from RefSeq and is a predicted model, not a curated record.
AUGUCGAACGCCGGCCUUUCCACCCACGGCCUCUCGCCUCUCUCGCAGAGCAUCGAGUCCAACACGCCGGCCGAUCAGCGCGACGAUGCGAAGCGCAACUUUCUCCUGAAGAUGCGACCCAUGCCCACUCAGCACUACUGGAACAUCUACUUUGACAGACCACCCAAGGAACACUCGGCCGAUGAGGCCGACUACACUGUCCAUCUCGAGCAGCUCGAGAUCCAGAUCGCAUCUGUCCAGGACUUUUGGCGCUACCACAACAACACACCCGUCGAUCGUAUCCAGAUGCGCGAGUCCAUAUACCUCUUCAAGGAAGGCUUCCGACCCGUCUGGGAGGACCGCCGCAACCUCAACGGCGGCAGCUGGACCUUUCGCGUCCCCAAGGCGGCCGGCCCCGACUUCUGGACCCGCAUCCAGAUGCUGGCCAUUGGCGAGCAGCUCCAGAGCGCCCUCGCCGACGGCGACCAGCUCUGCGGCGUCGGACUCUCGGUCCGCUUCAGCUCCCAUCUCAUCACCGUCUGGCACCGUGACUCGUCCAAGCAGAAAUCCAUCGACGGCAUCAUCGCCUGCGUCAAUGCCGAUCUGCCGCCGGAGUUGCAACCGAAGCCUGACACGUACUACUACAAACGCCAUUGCGACCACGCCGGCUUCAAACCAACCACACCCAGCGUGCCAUCGCAGCAGCCGUAA